AUGAUCGCAGAAAGAUUGGAAUAUGUCAAAUUUCAAACUGUCAUAAAACGACUGCUCUUCAUUGUCGGUUUGUGGACAAAAGAUGACUCGAGUAUAUUAUUCCGAUCAUUGUUUCACAUUUAUCUAUCUUUCUUUAUUGUUCCAACAAUCGGCGUGAUUAAUUUUUUUCUUACUAAUAUAACAAACAUUAAUCUCGCUACCAAAAGUUUGAGUACACUUCUGGGCUUCUCGACAGGAAUAUGUUUUAUUAUAAAUCGCAACGACGUCGACGAACUUCACGCGAUUUUGGAUCCGUAUUUCGACGAAUUGUUAAAAACGCCAGAACUUUCCAAGAUAGUUUUGAAAAAAAUCUCAACUUUUAGGCGCUUGCCGACAUUUAUCACUACUUUUAUAACCGUCGUCUGUAUUUCUUACGCAAUUGUACCGAUAAUUUCUAUCCUGGCUCAAAUUCGUCACAAAAUUUGGCCAAUAAAUUACAACCUCAUUUAUCUCACUGCGUACCCUUGGGAAGUUCCAAAACACAGUUUUAUGUACAGUAUUCAUUUUAUUGACGAGUAUCUACUGACAAUCGCCAUUGUUCUUAUUACUUCCAGCGCCGACAGUUUGUAUACUUAUUAUAUAUUUCAAAUAAUAGGCAUGUUAAGAGAAAUAUCGUAUCAAAUUUCUACAUUUGAUGAAAAAAGUAGUGAAUUUAUUAUACGCCAAUGCGUUAAUAAGUAUGAAAUAUUAGUACAUUGUACGGAAAAAAUAGAAAAAGUUUACGGAGUUAUUAUUUUAUGGACCAUGAAUGUCAAUGCCAUUGUCCUUUGCGCGGUUAUUUUCCAACUUUCUCACGCUAAAUCAAUUCCCUUUGUUUCAAUGGUUCUUUUCGUGGCGCACGCUGGCUUGAAAUUAACCCAAGUAUUUAUAUUCGCUUGGGGCGGAUCACUCCUCACUACCGAGAGUGAAAAAUUUCGAGACACCAUUUACGCAUCACGAUGGCUUGGAAACAACCGAUUAAAGUCUUCAAUAAUAAUAAUGCUGUCCCAAAAACCCCUCAUCUUAACUGCAUGUAGUUUAUUAAAUGUCACGAUAGACAUGUUUGUUAAAGUCGGAAACACGACGAUAUCAUAUUAUUUGUUGUUAAAAACAUUUGAACAGGGCGCUUAA
Messenger RNA from Cotesia congregata, 1149 nucleotides. The record is from the annotation of a GenBank genome assembly. NCBI's taxonomy places the organism in Eukaryota, Metazoa, Arthropoda, Insecta, Hymenoptera, Braconidae.